Messenger RNA from Candida dubliniensis CD36, 3240 nucleotides. RefSeq lists its product as uncharacterized. Gene Ontology annotation, biological process: intracellular sterol transport. Bases 1 to 3240 code for a protein of 1079 amino acids. Gene Ontology annotation, molecular function: sterol binding; sterol transfer activity. The transcript has a single exon. Lineage: Eukaryota; Fungi; Ascomycota; Pichiomycetes; Serinales; Debaryomycetaceae. Gene Ontology annotation, cellular component: plasma membrane; mitochondrion; endoplasmic reticulum membrane. The record is from RefSeq and is a predicted model, not a curated record.
AUGGCCUUGAAACUACUAGGGAAAAAAUCGUCAAAAUCGAAAGAGGAGGAAGACAACAGCAUUGAUACAACAGAAUCCACACAAAACAAAUCACCGUCAAAACCUCAUCGACGAUCGUUUAAUAUAUUCCAACAUCAUAAUCAUAAUCAAAGCCACAGAAAUAGUAACGGUUCAUCUGACACUUCUUUUGAAUUUAGAGGAAUGGUAAACGCUUUCAACAGAUCUCACUCAACAUCAAAAGCUCGACCACUUUCACCUUCACCUCAAAAGAACAAUUCUCCAGUUGUAUCAAGAUCAAAUUCAUCUAAACUAAAGAAACCGAGACUAUCAAACGCAGAACCGGCAUACGAAGAUAGAAGGUAUAACCUUCCAGAAAAUCAAGAAGCUGAAUCCAAUAUUCAUCAACUGUCUCAUGAUAAAGUGAAUGAAAUGGACGAUCGAAUUGCCCUUAAACAAGACCAAAAUGACCCUGCUAUUUUAUUUGAUGUCAAAUUAGCAAGUGUACAGGGAUCGGAUCUAUUGUUAAAUGCCCCCAAUAGGGAAGCCACUGAUCGAUCAUCUAUAUCAUCAUCAUCAAAACAACCAUUUCCUCAUUCACCUAGUAAAAGUCAACUUAGUAAUCAAGAGACAAACAAUUUACCACAACCACCACCUCCCAAAUCAGAAUCAAAUGGAUUUUUGUCCAGUUUAUUGAAUGCUGCCGCCAAUAAGAUGAUUUCUUCAGCACCACCAUCACCUCCUUCAGAAGACAAGAAAAAAGACCAUUCAUUUUCCAGCAAAUUGGAUACAUUAUUGAAAGGGGUGAAGCAUGAAGAGUCAAAACACUCAUUGGUGGAUGGGGCAGCAGCAGGAUCGACAGAUAUCGAUUCUAUGGAGAAUAGACAAAUUGCCAAUUCUACAGAAUUAAAAUCUAUUCAUUCACUUACACACGAUGUUCAAUUUGAGCCAGUUAGAGAAUCUCCUUUAAAUACUUUAGGAAAUGGAGACUUGUCACUAGCUGAUUUUGACAAUAAAUUUACCCGUGAAGAACUCGGAUUGAGCUCAAGACGACCAUCUUUCAGAUCAGCCGAUAGCAUUACCAAACGAGCCACCACUCCUGAACUUAUGCCCAAUUCAGCAUCAUUAAACGGAGGUGACACUAGACGACUUUUAAGUCGCAGUUUGAAUAGAAGUAGUAGCAGCAUAUCAAGUAUUCCACAAAGACCAUCAUCACUUGGGAAGAGUCCAGUUGCAGAUUCUCGAAUGGCGAAAAGUGCAGAUGACCCAACAAACAGAAGUACAACAAUAACUGAUAAUGGAAGAGUGGACGACAAUGAAUCAGGAGUGCUUUCAAGUAAUUUUGAUGCAGACAACGUCGAAGAUAUUGUUGAUUAUGCCAAAAAAAUAAAGCAUGCUCUGAAGAAAAGAAAUAAAGAAUUUCAUCAGAAUUUCAAAAAAUUACCCACCAAGGAGAAAUUAAUUGAUGAUUUUAGUUGUGCUGUGUCAAAAGAUAUUUUAGUUCAUGGGAAAAUGUAUUUGAGUGAUCAUUACGUUUGUUUUAAUUCAAAUAUUUUAGGUUGGGUUACAAAUUUGGUCAUACCUCUUCAAGAGGUUAUUCAAAUUGAAAAAAAAUCUACCGCUGUUUUAUUCCCCAAUGGGAUAGUUAUUCGUACUUUGCAUCAGAAAUACGUAUUUGCCACUUUUUUGAGUCGUGACAGUACAUUUGAUUUAAUCACCAAUGUUUGGCAUCGAGUGUUGUUGGAAAAUAGUGAUAUUGAUCCUAAGAAAUUACAAGCUCAAAUUAACAAAGGUAAAAGAAGAGCCCGUGCAGGAUCAAGGGUAUCAAACCUUUCAUUUACUAGUCGUGAUGAGGACACGAACAGCUUGGAUAUUAGUGAUUCUGAUGGACUAGGCGGGUCUGACGAGGACAAUGAUAACUCUCUGUUUGAUGAUGAUGAUGGUGAUGAAGACGCAAAUGAUUCUGGUCAUGAUGCAUCUUUGGAAAGUGACGAUUUUGAAUUAGAUGAAAAGCCUAGUGAUACAAGUGAAUCCAAAGAUGGCGACUUGGCUGCAACUUCAGCUUCCGGAGGUAACACUUAUAGAGGCUUACCAGUUGUUGGCCCUUUGACACAUGGACCUACCGAAACCGGAUAUUCAAAAGAAUCCAACGAGACAUUUAUUUCCGAAGACACGAUUAAAGCACCACCAGGUGUAGUUUAUUUAAUUAUGUUUGGCACCGAUACAUCCAAGUAUGUAAGGAUUUUAAAAGAACAAAAAAAUUUUGACAUUGCUGAAUCUAAAAUCAAAGCAUUGACUAAAGAGAAUAAAGAACGGAAUUACACUUAUACCAAACCAUUGUCGGGUCCAAUUGGACCCAAACAAACUAAAUGUAAUAUCGAAGAUAAAUUGAUUGAGUAUCAACCAGAAAAGUUUUAUGAAGUUGAACAAACUACUCAAACACCAGAUGUCCCCAGUGGGAAUUCAUUUAAAGUGAAAACCAAGAUAUUUUUAAGUUGGGCCUCAAACAAUGAAACAAAAACUUAUGUUGUCACGUCUAUUGAAUGGAGCGGGAAAUCAUGGAUCAAAGGUGCAAUUGAAAAAGGUACCAUUGAAGGACAAAAGGAUUCUAUGAAAAGUAUGAUUAGCACCAUCAACCUGAUAGUUUCACAAGGUAGUGAUAAAAAGGAAAGCGGUAAUGGGAAACGUAAAUCAAGAAGUAGAAAGGGAACUCUUAAGAAAGAACAAGAGGAGGAAGUCACCAAAGUGGAACAACCGGAAACCCCGAAAUCAAUAAGCGAGCAAUUCAUGACAUUAGUGGAUACAAUUGGUGGGUUGAUCCCAAUUCCAUUCUUGAGCAACACUGUUAUUGGAUUUAUUAUUGUUUUAAUUGGAUUUUUAACUACAGUUUCACUAUUCAAUAGGUUGACAUCAACUUCUUCAAAACAUUAUAUUGAAAUUAUUCCUAAUGAUUAUAUGUACGCAUCGAGAAUUCAAAUCAGAGACAAUAAGUACUUGUUAUUGCCUACAGUUGAAACUAGUUUCAGAAAUGAAAGGUUGAGAAGACAAGAGGAAUUAUCCCUUUGGUCAUGGUUAAACAAUCGUAGUGAGGGAAGACUCAACUUAAACUAUCAAGGACCAAGUUUGGAUGAGUUAGAUGAUUCUGAUUUAAAAUCCAAGUAUGGUGAGCAAGAAUUGAAAGAAAUUGUUAGAUUAACAAAAAUAAAAUUGGAUAAGUUAUCGGAGAAACUAAAUGAUCUUUAA